Messenger RNA from Epinephelus lanceolatus (giant grouper), 1001 nucleotides. RefSeq lists its product as uncharacterized. The record is from RefSeq and is a predicted model, not a curated record. NCBI's taxonomy places the organism in Eukaryota, Metazoa, Chordata, Actinopteri, Perciformes, Serranidae.
UCUGAGUUGACUUAGAUGAAGUGAGAAAAUAUGGCUGAGGAUAUCUAUGCCAAGCCAGACCUCACCAAAAAAGUUAGAUUUCAGACAGGUGAGAAGGACGACAGACAAACAGACGUCUGUGAUAACGUUGAUACUGUGAGGAUUUAUGACAACUGCUGGGCAGAGGAGAGGACGACGCCGGACAAAUCACAGGACAACACUACUGAGAAUCAACCGCAAACCACUUCAGUCAAUGUGAGUCCAGAAAAGAGAAGUAUUCCCGGAGCCGCUGCAGUGUUUCUGGGGCCACUGUGUCUUCUCCUCCUGGUGGCAGUCAUUGCCCUGGUGGUCAUAUUUAUUCUGGAGAGGAAUCGUCUGUGGAGGGACAAUGCCAGCCUGGCCAGCGAGAGAGACAAACUGCAGAAGAGUUACAGCGAAGUGAAAAUCCUCAAUCACAAUCUGACCCAAAAGACAAGACAGUUAGAGAACGAGAACAACAACCUCACCAAAACUGUAGAUGAAUUACAAAAACAGAUUGAGACAACAUAUCCUGCCGAUUGGAUAACGUUUGGCAAUAGCUGUUAUUUAAUGUCCAAAGAAAAGAAGAGCUGGACUGACAGCAGUAAAGCCUGUGAAACUCAUGGUGCAUGGCUGGUGAUCAUAUCUAAUGAAGAGGAACAGGAAUUUAUCAGCUUUUUUACCCGGAAUAGCUGGAUUGGUCUGACUGAUAAGGAGCCUGAAGGAGAAUGGAAGUGGGUAAAUGGAACAACAGCUACCACCAAGUACUGGAAAAGCGGACAACCAGAUAAUGAUGGUGAAAAUGAAGACUGUGCUCAGAUUUCAAACAUGUAUCCGCAUCUAAAUAACUGGAAUGACUUGCCAUGCCAUACAGAAUUAUACUUUACCUGUGAAAAAACACUUAAAUAAAGUCACAGUAUCAUGGUACCCUCAUGGACUGAUUCAACAUCUGUAUUACUCCUACACAUGUAAAAUAUCUGUAACAUAUUGUAUAUUCUCCUCCU